Molecule: messenger RNA, 935 nt
Organism: Protobothrops mucrosquamatus (brown spotted pit viper)
Lineage: Eukaryota; Metazoa; Chordata; Lepidosauria; Squamata; Viperidae
Product: disintegrin and metalloproteinase domain-containing protein 19-like
Exons: 7
Source: RefSeq, a predicted model, not a curated record
GAAUGCACCAAUCCUUGCUGUAACCCCCAGAAUUGCACGCUGAAAGCCGGAGCGGAGUGCGCCCACGGGGAAUGUUGUCAUUCCUGUAAGCUCAAGACAGCCGGGAUCCUGUGCCGACAGCCAGCUGGAUCGUGCGACCUCCCGGAAUAUUGCACGGGCGCCUCCCCCUACUGCCCUGCCAACGUCUACUUGUUGGAUGGCUCAACGUGUUCCCACGGAGGGGAGUAUUGUUACAACGGCAUGUGCAUGACGCACCACCAGCAGUGCGUCCAGCUGUGGGGACCAGGAGCUUGGCCAGCCCCCGACGCCUGCUUCCAGGAUGUCAACAGGGCUGGGGACAUGUAUGGCAACUGUGGGAAAGACCGACAAGGCAACUAUGUGAAGUGUGCCAUGAGAGAUGCCAAGUGCGGGAAGAUCCAGUGUCAAAGCUCAGCUGCCAAGCCCAAGGGUACCAACACCAUCUCCAUGGACACCACCAUCCGGUUUAACGGGCAGGAGAUCAAGUGCCGAGGGACCUUAGUCUAUGCCACCAAGGAUGACGAGGGAGAUCUCUCCGACCCGGGGCUGGUGAUGACGGGCACCAAGUGUGGAGAUGGGUUGGUGUGCAAAGACCAGCGAUGUCAAAACGCGUCCUUUUUCGAACAGGAUAAAUGCAUCUCCAAAUGUCACAGCCACGGGGUUUGUAACAGCAACCACAACUGUCAUUGUGAUGCUGGCUGGGCCCCUCCAUUCUGUGAGAAGCCAGGGCUGGGAGGCAGCGUCGACAGCGGCCCCGUCCAGCAAGACCAUUAUGAAGCCAUCUUGAUCACUUUGCUGGUGAUCUUCCUGCUCUUGGUGCCCUCUCUACUCCUGGGGCUCUACACCUGCUACAGACGAGAGAGUUCGCUCCUCAACAAGUGGGUCAAGGACUUAAGGAAGAGGCAGAAGACCGGCAG